Messenger RNA from Thalassophryne amazonica, 1221 nucleotides. It is a transcript of the gene atp6v1d, whose product is annotated as ATPase H+ transporting V1 subunit D. Bases 178 to 924 code for a protein of 248 amino acids. NCBI's taxonomy places the organism in Eukaryota, Metazoa, Chordata, Actinopteri, Batrachoidiformes, Batrachoididae. Gene Ontology annotation, cellular component: proton-transporting V-type ATPase complex. The transcript is spliced from 9 exons. Gene Ontology annotation, molecular function: proton-transporting ATPase activity, rotational mechanism. The record is from RefSeq and is a predicted model, not a curated record.
CACGUGACGAGAGAGGUCAGCUGAUCACGGAGUCUGACAAGAUCGUCUUAACCUCCAGAUAGAAGAGCCAAAACAUCCCGACAGUUAUAAAUCCGGAUAAAAGAGAACGGGUUCACUGUUUAUUGGAUCAAACUGAGCUAAACACAGGAGCGACAAUAUCGAGCAAAAGGCGACAAGAUGUCUGGGAAAGACAGGAUCGACAUAUUCCCUUCCAGAAUGGCUCAGACCAUCAUGAAAGCUCGGCUCAAAGGAGCACAGACGGGGCGCAACCUGUUGAAGAAGAAAUCCGACGCCCUCUCCAUGCGGUUCCGUCAGAUCCUUCGCAAAAUAAUUGAGACUAAAACCAAAAUGGGGGAGGUGAUGAGGGAGGCAGCGUUCUCGCUGGCGGAAGCCAAGUUUGCUGCCGGCGACUUCAGCACAACUGUAAUCCAGAAUGUCAACAAAGCCCAGGUGAAGGUCCGAGCCAAGAAAGACAACGUGGCAGGAGUCACUCUUCCAGUGUUUGAGCACUAUCAGGAAGGUGGCGACAGUUACGAGCUCACCGGUCUGGCUAGAGGAGGGGAGCAGCUCUCCAGGCUGAAGAGGAACUAUGCCAGGGCUGUUGAGCUGCUGGUGGAGUUGGCCUCCUUACAGACGUCCUUCGUCACUCUGGAUGAAGCCAUUAAGAUUACCAACCGCCGCGUGAACGCUAUCGAACACGUGAUUAUCCCUCGGAUCGACCGCACCCUCACCUACAUCAUCACAGAGCUGGACGAGAGAGAACGAGAGGAGUUCUACCGGCUGAAGAAGAUCCAAGAGAAGAAGAAGCAGCUGAGGGAAAGGACUGAUCGUGAGAUUGCCGCCCGCUUGGCUGAACUUGGUCCCAUCUCUGAGCCCUCUAACAUGCUGACCGAGGAGACCGACGAAGACUUGCUAUUUGAGUGACGAGAACUUCAAUUCAUGUUCAAUGCUUAUUUAUUUCGUGCCUCUCGGGCCACAUCGAUGUCUUUUGUGCAAAUGAGAACACCUCUGUGUACGUGUGUGCUGUGAUUUGUCAUAUUGUUCCAGUAAUGCAAUGUUCAGUUUGGAUCUCGGGGUGUUGCAUGCUGUUAAAAGUCCUUAAGGUGUUCAAGUUUGUGCUGUGGAGCCUCGUGCUGACACUGACCUCAUGUCAGUUGAAGGUUUGUAUUUCACCAGAACUCUUAUUGUGAUCCUGUUGUAAAACUUCAUGCACAAGUCACA